Molecule: messenger RNA, 1547 nt
Organism: Carassius carassius (crucian carp)
Lineage: Eukaryota; Metazoa; Chordata; Actinopteri; Cypriniformes; Cyprinidae
Gene: lin28b
Product: lin-28 homolog B (C. elegans)
Exons: 4
Coding region: 427-1065 (212 amino acids)
Molecular function (GO): zinc ion binding; nucleic acid binding
Source: RefSeq, a predicted model, not a curated record
UCGAAUGACUUCCAGAACACUCACAAAACAUGUUAACGCGCUAAAAAACUGAACCUGUUCAAACGGAGAUGCUUUUACGUGACGCAGCAGAAGAGCUCGAAGUCCAGCCCGGUUCUGAGUCCGUACCCUCUCCCGGGCUCACGGAGGAGUCACGUGUGCAGUGCUGAGAGCGAGCGAAUGAGAAACGAGAGAGAGAGAGAGAGAGAGAAAGAGAGCGAAUGUGCGAGGGAGGGAAAGAGAGAGGGGAUAGGAGAUGUUAAAAGAGACAUGAGAAAAUAUCCAAGAAGGAGACGCACGCCGUACCAUGCGCGCUAAAUUUGUGCCCGUUGGAAAUCGGGAUGUCGGAUCGACGGUGACGCGCAUCACCCCAUUUCACGGAGGAAACGAUUUCGCUGGAACUUUGGAACGGAGGGUCCGCGGGGAAACAUGGCCGAAGGGCCGCGCAGAGGUGGCGGGUCGGACCCCGCCAGGACUCCGCCGCAGAUUCUGUCAGGCUCGGGUUACUGCAAGUGGUUUAAUGUCCGCAUGGGGUUUGGAUUUAUAUCGAUGACCAGCAGCGAGGGGAAGCCAGUGGACCCUCCACUAGACGUGUUCGUCCACCAAAGUAAGCUGGUGAUGGAGGGCUUCAGGAGUUUACGGGAGGGCGAGCAGGUUGAAUUCACCUUCAAGAGGUCGAGUAAAGGUCUGGAGUCUCUCAGGGUCACGGGGCCCAGCGGGGGCCCAUGCUCGGGCAGUGACCGACGCCCCAAAGGGAAGGCCCCUCCCCUCAAACGCAAACCAAAGGGAGACCGGUGUUACAACUGUGGAGGUCUGGACCACCACGCUAAAGAGUGUGGCCUUCCACCCCAGCCAAAGAAGUGUCACUACUGUCAGAGUGUCACACACAUGGUGGCCCAGUGUCCCCACAAGAGGGCGCUGUCCCCCUCCACGUCUCAGGACCCCCAGCGCCCCUCCACCUCCGCUCAGUCCCAGGAAGAGGGGAGCCGGUCGGCCUCGUCGUCCUCUCCGGAGGAAGCAUCUCAACAGGGGAGUCACUCCCAGCGCUGGAAGAAAAGCCGGGACUGAAAGCGACUGAAAGAUUCCUCAUCCAGAUGAAGCUCAGACCCGAAAUCAUCUACCUCACAGUGGAGACCCUCCCUCUCUCCCUUCCUGUGCAGCUAUGGUAUCAGCCGAUGGGGUCAUGCGUGUACAUGCGUGUUCUCACGGAGCAAUCACAACAAACUCUGCGACUGGCGUGUGUGUGUGUGUGUGUGUGUGUGUGUGUCAAUGAGCGAGUGUGUUAGAAGAACUAAAAAUCACAAGGCAAAAUAGAUUACAUUUAGAAGAAAAACACGAACCAGUGUUUUAGAUACUCAAGCAUGAAGUCAACAGAUGUUGCAGUUUUCAAACCAUUUUACUUCCUUGAUAGUGAAAUGGACCGUUACUUCAGUAAAAAUGUUUGCCGUGUGCUUCAUAAGUGACGCCAAUGAACUCGCUUCAGAAGCAAGUUAACAUGAUACCUAUGUGAUAAGAAUUCACCCAAAAAUGAAACCUUGCUGAUGAAAAUU